Arthroderma uncinatum is the source of this 2907-nucleotide messenger RNA. RefSeq lists its product as uncharacterized. Bases 1 to 2907 code for a protein of 968 amino acids. Gene Ontology annotation, biological process: regulatory ncRNA-mediated post-transcriptional gene silencing. The record is from RefSeq and is a predicted model, not a curated record. Gene Ontology annotation, cellular component: P granule; cytosol. Gene Ontology annotation, molecular function: helicase activity. The transcript has 2 exons. Lineage: Eukaryota; Fungi; Ascomycota; Eurotiomycetes; Onygenales; Arthrodermataceae.
AUGGAUCAAUCACGCCCAAGGAGAGCUGCAAUCCCAAUCGUUGACCCCUCCAGUCGACAGCCGAAUGUAGACCAGCUUAGAACGACCAAUCUAACACACCGGCCUCACUUUACCGGUGCUACUGCUAAUGGUGUCAGAGUUGCGCCGUAUCCAGCUCCCAACACCCAUGCUGCCAAUGGACUCGGGCAUAUCCAAGGUGCUCGAUCCCAGGGACCCCCUUCAUCAUGGACACCCUACAUCUUUGCGCAGACUUACACUCCGGCCUAUCUCAUUGCCAUAAACCGCUCUCCGGCCGUGAGUAAAUACACCGCGCCCUUGAAGACUAUAGACUUCAAUGCGUACCGUCAGCAGUUUGCUGGCGGCCUCUUCCUCGAGCCUACCAAGGCCCAUGCCAUGCCUCCCAUCAAGAGCGUCCCCGUCUCCGUAUCCCUCCAUGUAAAGAAUCUUAAGCCUGCCACUUACCUCUACUACUUCGAUGAGUGUCUCCUGCUGGAAGCCUACCAGCAAACCCUGGAUCUGGCCCAGCUCUGUCUCUACAACGUACCCAUCAUGCUCGUCGACCUGCAGCGUAGGCUGUUCGAGAUCAAGGUUCCCGGACUCAAGGACGAUGCCCCUUCCAUCGAUCUCGGAGACACCGUGCUUGUACGCCAGAUAUUGCACUCUCCAAACCAGAUGUCCCGGGGAGCAGAAUGGCUGGCCAGUAACCAACCCACGCUCACAGGUUCAAUCGCCCCGGGGUUCAAUGGCCAGCAGCUCCAUGCCGUCGUCGUGGGUGUAUCUCGAGCCAAGGAGAUCGUCCGAUUGCGUAUUGACCAUUUUGAUAUGAGCGUUAGCUCCACAUACUCCUGGCUUGCCAAUAUAUUGUUCACCGUCCAGCCUAAUCGCUAUGUGCCACUUUGGGAGGCCCUUACCAGCAUUGAUAACGGUUGGAGUUGGCCACCGUCUUCCUCCUCAGUCUUUGGAGAAUGCUCGGGCGGCAUUCAAGACGAGUCCAAUUGGUACCGUCAUAUGCUCUUCCCCGAACCAAGCCAUGGACGCAUGCAGAAAAGUCUCCCAAAAGGAUCCUUUGCCCUUGACUGGGUCGAUCCCGAUCUCAACUAUGAACAGAAGAAGGCUGUCGAUUCCAUAAUUUCCAGAAACUAUGGCAACGUUCCCUUCCUGAUUUCCGGUGUCCCAGGCUCAGGCAAGACAAAGACAGUCGUGGAGUGUACCCUCCAGAUAUUGAAUCGAUCCUCGGAUAUAGAACCCCAUAUCUUGCUCUGUGCGCCAUCUAACCCUGCUGCCGAUACGCUGGCAAUCCGUCUUGCUCCUCACCUCAAACCUAAUGAAAUGUUCCGUCUGAAUGGAUGGGCUAGGACCUUUGCAGAAGUGCCCAGUGCGCUGCUACCUUACACAUACAUAGAUAACGACAUGUUUUCGCUUCCAGGAUUCAAGUCCAUGAUGAGCUACAAGGUCGUUGUAACAACCUGUCGGGAUGCCGAUAUGCUGGUCAAAGCCCGUUUAACGAACCACGAUCUAAUGAAACUGGCAUGCGAAACUGUAGCUGCAGUUUCUCCAAGGACACCCAUCAAGGCGCAAGACAUGCUCCAUUGGACUGCCCUACUGAUUGAUGAAGCAGCGCAGGAUACUGAGCCUACAGUAUGCGUCCCAUUAACGGUAGUAGCAACCCCUCUCUCUAUCAAUGACUCCACCGAUUCAAAGUCAAGCUUGCCAUUAUUCGUAAUGGCAGGUGAUCAUCAUCAACUGGGUCCUCGAAUCCACAACCACGAUACUUCACUUUCGAUCUCCCUCUUUGAGCGGCUAUUCUCCCGUCCAUGCUAUGCGGACCAUCCUCUCUCACGCCGGAAUGCAGGCCCAUACAAGAAACUCGUUCAAGAAAUGCUCCCAAUCCCGCGUCCUGCUUUCACAAACUUAACUCGCAACUACCGAUCUCACCCUGCCAUUCUCCCGGUCCCUUCGGUCUUGUUCUAUAGCGAUACACUUAUUCCCUGUGCUACCCCCGUUGAGCCAGAUGGGCCAGUCCCAACCUGGCCAGAAUGGAAGAGUCCAUAUCGCUGGCCGGUGCUGUUCAGCUGCAACACUUCACUAGAUAACGUUGAAGAAGUCCUUCAUCGGCCAGCAGGGAAUGGCGUUUACAACCCUGGAGAAGCCUUACUGGCCUUACAUUACGCGAAAUCCCUCCUUCAACAUUCUGGAGUCCUCCACAAGGAAAACCCAGAUUCCCCAGCCUUACCCGUCGUCCCCAAGGAAAUCGCCAUAAUAUCUCCCUUUAGGUCUCAGGUCGCUCAUCUCCGCGACGUUUUCCGCUCUCACUCUCUCCACUCCGUUAAUAUUGGCCCACUAGAAGCAUUCCAAGGCCUUGAAACCCGCUUCCUCAUCAUCUGCACAACACGCACACGGUCAGACCCACAGUUCGUUAAACAGGACCAAUCUCUUGGCUUAGGGCUGGUGGGCGAAAAGAAACGAUUCAACGUUGCUCUUACCCGAGCAAAGGAAGGGGUCGUUAUAAUAGGAAACCCUAACGUUCUCGUUGAUGCCGGAAAGGAUGAAACGUGGCGAGAGUUUUUGAGUUAUUGUGCAAGGAAUGGGUGUUGGGCCACCGAGGAUAGUGCAAAGCUCGAGAGGAGCGGUACUCUUCUGCAGGAAUAUGAAGUCGGAUCAGUGCGGGAGAAUACAAACAAGAGUGCGAAAUGGCUCUCCGGAUAUGUCAGUCGGUUGGAAAGAAGUCUACUAUACGGAGAAAUGCAACAGAACAGGGCAAGGAAUGGGAACCAGCUCCUUGAAAACAAAAUGGCCACUGCUCGAGGUCAGGGUAUUAAUACCAGUGGGCCCGACGAUUAUGAUGCUGCAAUGUGGACAGCAGGAAUUGCUGCCGAAGAAGUUUUGAGGGGUGCAUUAGAUAACUAG